ACACCAAGAGCUCGGCAGUAGGAAGCUCUGUGUGUGCUGUCAGCUGAUAGAACCGGAGAGAGAAGAUGGCGGGCGGUCUGGUACGUGGUAAGCUGAUCGCGGUGAUCGGUGAUGAGGACACCUGCACCGGCUUCUUGCUCGGAGGGAUCGGGGAGCUUAACAAGAACCGGAAGCCGAAUUUCCUGGUGGUGGAGAAGGAGACGAGCGUAACGGAGAUUGAGGAGACGUUCAGGGGUUUCCUACAGCGUGAUGACAUCGGAAUUAUACUGAUUAACCAAUUCAUUGCUGAGAUGAUCCGGCAUGCCAUUGAUGCGCACAACCUCUCCAUCCCAGCCGUGCUUGAAAUCCCAUCGAAGGAGCACCCAUAUGAUGCCAACAAGGACUCUAUACUGCGCCGCGCCAAGGGCAUGUUCACAUCGGAUGACUUGCGAUAAUUUGCCCAUCCCCGUCUGGAGCCUUCCUAUCAUGGUGUUGUGUAACUCCCUAUAUGAUUUUGUAGCCCGAUAGGAAAAUGUAAUUUCCCAUUUUAUUUACCCUUUUUUUGUGUUUUAUUUAUUCCUGCUGUCCACUCCUGUAUGUUACUUACUGUGUGACCAAAUUAUCUAACGCUUGUUCAGCAGCCGUCUAGUCUUGUUCCAUUGGUGAAUGUGAUGCUCGGGUCAUGAUGGUAAAGAUUGGUGGAGGAGAUGCUCGUGUCAGUCCCAUCACUGCGUCCAUGUACUAAACCACACAGAGUGAAAGUGAUGAGACCGAUGGGCAGCACUUCACGUCUUGUCUAGUUAUUUUAGGUUACACCCAUUUGUCAAGGCUUUGAUAUCCAUGUCCUUCAUUCUAAGAGAUGUUCAUACUAUGGAAUUACCAUAUCAGUCAGAUGCAUCCCAGGAUUAGAUUGUGAAGACCCGUGACUCUAACAAUCCAGCCAGUUCCUGAGGCUUGUUCUCGGUGUGCUUAAGUAACCACCUCACCCAAAAAACCCUAUUGGGUCUCUGCUUUGGCCUAGGGCUACAUGGCGACUAAAAUGAUUGCAAUGUCACAUUGUGACAUCCCAAGUGAUGGUUGGGAAUGUGGUCACAUUGUGACUUAGAACCAAAUAUAUCUGGAAUGCAACAGUUGCAAAAACUCCAAACCUGAUGGAUUUUUGGUCACAAGUUGCACACAUUUCACUUGCGGCAUGUCUGGAUAAAAAAAAAUAAUAUGUAUACAUUAGGUAAAGGGGACCUAAACCUUUGGGGAAACCACGACUGUUCGGCAGCGCUCCUCAGAGGGCUCAGCGCCAUUGGGUUUAAUCUGCUUUCCCUGCUUAUAAUAUAUGGAUCCAUACUCUGGACCCUGGAAAAGCGGUGCAGAGCGCUCUGAGAAGUGCUGCUGCCCAAUUGUGUGUUAACCAAAGGUUUACAUCUCCUUUAUGUGAUGCCCGUCUCGCAGCCGCACCUUCAAAUAGUUGUGACACCACACACAUUCCUGUGCCAUCUUUAAAGGGAUUAUCCUGGAAAGGAUAUUUAUGACCUAUCCGCAUCAUAUUGGCAGGUGUCCAAGUCUUGGCACCCAUGGCGAUCAGUUGUUUCAGGAAGCCGUGGUGCUCAUUGGAGAUCCGGUGAGCGCUGUGGCCUGCCGGCAGCUCACCAAGCUAAGAGUGCAACUCGGCCCCAUUGAUUUGGCUGCAACUAGGCCAUGUGACUGAUGUACGGUGACGUCACUGGCCUAGGAAUAGGCCGCCACGCUCACAUGGCGCCUGGCCUCUUCUAACGGCUGCUUGACGGGGGUCCUUGAGGAUAGGUCGUGAAUAUCUUUUCCCUAAUAUCCCCCUCAAGAGCACUUUAGUGUUCGAAACCUGUAGGCCGUAAUUCUUGUGCUUGUUCGUGUGAAUUUUACCUAGGAUAUUUAAUAAAGCUUCAGAACUUCAAUUUCCCAGACGCUGGGUUCCUUUUGCCACUAUUUACAUAUCACACACAUGGUUUGGUUUUCGUGUAGACCUUGGCUUAGGACUGUGGUGGGAGAUGCCGCUACCAGACCCAUGUCAUCUUCUGGUACGUCCGAUUGACCGCUCGGAGGAUCCUGACAUUGGAGUAUCUUUCUUAAGACCGAUCCGACAUGUCCGACUUUUUAGUCUGGCGGCUUUUGCCGUGCUGCGCCGGAGCUCCGCCCCCGUCCCCAUUAUAGUCAAUGGGGACGGAGCGGCGGCACGGCGAAAUAGCGGCAGGACGGAUCCGACAUGGUGAACAGCCUGUCAGAUCCGUCCUGCCGCAAGUGUGAAAGUACCCUAAGUACAUUGUGUCAGAUGUUUCACUGCGUAUGACUGUAUAGCUGUUUCCAUUGUUCAGAAAAUAGUGUGAGGGACCACGCUGCAUAUUUCUAUAGAAGUAUAUAACAGGAAGUGGGGUACCGGGACCGACUUGGUGUGCGGCAGCUCGCCUGAAUGGGCUUUGACAUUUCCUGCAUACCUUCCUCAGGAUUUUGUGAUCUUGAGUCUCCUUGUGAACGUUUUCUUAUUGUAUAGUUUCAAUAAAGACAUCACCACCAA
Bufo gargarizans (Asiatic toad) is the source of this 2521-nucleotide messenger RNA. RefSeq names its product ATPase H+ transporting V1 subunit F (gene ATP6V1F). Gene Ontology annotation, biological process: proton transmembrane transport. Lineage: Eukaryota; Metazoa; Chordata; Amphibia; Anura; Bufonidae. The record is from RefSeq and is a predicted model, not a curated record. Gene Ontology annotation, cellular component: proton-transporting V-type ATPase, V1 domain; membrane. The transcript has 2 exons. Gene Ontology annotation, molecular function: proton-transporting ATPase activity, rotational mechanism. Bases 66 to 434 code for a protein of 122 amino acids.